UUUUUACUCACCUUUUUACACUGAAACAACUACUGAGCUCUGUUUUUUAAAAGACACGCUUUAACCAUGGCGCAGAUUCAGAAAUAAGCGUUUUGGUGUAAAUAGAUGUUUAAACUUUGUUUUGUUGUGUGUCGCGCGCGCCAAGAGCAACCCAUUCAUCCAGAAAACGUGCUCCAGUCUAGUGGCGCGCGACGUGUUUGAUUGUGUUUGGGUAUAGAACAUUUUGUGUGACUGGGCCAUCCUGUCAGCCUGCUGCUUCCCAUUUCCUGCCAGGAAAGGGAUCGACAGGAGAAUAAAGAAGUGUAAAGCUUUCCAGGUCCCUGAUGCUCGAGCUUGGUGUAAUCUCACGGAACAGCGAGCAGCCCACGAAGAUUUUCAAAAUAAUCCUGAAGAUUUGCGUUUCGUAAGGCGAACUAAGUAUGAUGAAAAUGAUUCCGGUCACGGAAUUCCGUCAGUUCUCAGAACAGCAGCCGGCGUUCCGAGUCCUAAAGCCAUGGUGGGAUGUCUUCGCCGAAUAUCUCUCUGUGGUCAUGCUCAUGAUUGGCGUGUUUGGCUGCACGCUGCAGGUAAUGCAGGACAAAAUCAUAUGUCUUCCUCAAAGGGUGUCUGCCCCAAACCAAACGGUGCCUUCACUGAAUCAGACGGAGCUCACAAGGGAUCCAACCAAUUCCUCUCUUCCCCCUGUCUCCCCAGUGCCUGUAUCCUAUGAGAUGAAGGGACUCAAAACCAAUUUGGAUCUGCAGCAGUACAGCUUUGUAAAUCAACUGUGCUAUGAAAAAGCUCUGCAUUGGUAUGCCAAGUAUUUUCCUUACCUGGUGCUCAUACAUACCCUUGUAUUCAUGGCGUGCAGUAAUUUCUGGUUCAAAUUCCCUGGCUCAAGCUCAAAAAUUGAGCACUUCAUCUCCAUAUUGGGCAAAUGUUUUGAUUCUCCAUGGACUACGAGGGCUUUGUCUGAGGUGUCAGGAGAGAGUCCGGAGGAGAAAGACCACAAAAAGAACAGUGCAAGUAGAUCAAACCUUAAUACUUCCACUGGGGAGGGUAAUCUGGAGAAGACCCAAUCGCUGAGAUCUAUUCCUGAAAGGAUCGUAGUGGACAAACCAACAGCGAGUGCACUUGACAAGAAGGAAGGAGAGCAAGCCAAAGCGCUGUUUGAGAAGGUAAAAAAGUUCCGACUUCACGUGGAGGAAGGGGAUUUGUUGUAUCUCAUGUAUGUUCGACAGACUGUAAUUAAAGUGAUCAAGUUUGUUCUUAUAGUAGCCUACAACAGUGUUCUGGUGUCGAAGGUUAGAAUUACAGUUCAGUGUGAAGCAGACGUAGAGAAUAUGACGGGCUACAAAAAAUUUUUGUGCAAUCACACCAUGGCCCAUCUCUUCUCCAAGCUCUGCUACUGCUAUUUGUGUUUUGUAAUUGUCUAUGGAUUAACAUGCCUUUAUACAUCAUACUGGCUUUUCUACCGUUCUCUGAAAGAGUACUCUUUUGAAUACGUGCGGCAGGAGACUGGAAUUGACGACAUCCCGGAUGUGAAAAAUGAUUUUGCUUUUAUGUUGCACAUGAUUGACCAAUAUGAUCCACUGUAUUCCAAGAGGUUUGCAGUGUUUCUGUCUGAGGUGAGUGAAAACAAGCUAAAACAACUCAAUCUGAACCAUGAGUGGACAGUAGAAAAACUUCGCCAAAAGCUACAGACCAAUGCCAGUGACCGACUGGAGCUUCAGCUCUUCAUGCUCUCAGGGCUUCCAGAUACAGUCUUCGAGGUCAUUGAGCUGCAAUCCUUGAAAUUGGAGAUUAUAAAUAAUGUCACAAUCCCUGCAGCCAUUUCCCAGCUAGAAGAUCUUCAGGAGCUUUCUCUGCACCAGUGCACACUCAAAAUCCACACAGGGGCCCUCUCUUUCCUGAAAGAAAACCUUAAAGUUCUGCGUGUGAAGUUUGAUGACAACCGUGAGCUUCCUCUGUGGCUCUACAGUCUUCGGAACUUAGAGGAACUCCAUCUAAUCGGAUCUCUGAGUCCAGAUGCAUCAAAGAACAUAACCCUGGACUCUUUACGUGACCUCAAGUCCCUUAAGACCUUGACACUCAAAAGCAACCUUACGAAGAUCCCCCAGUCAGUUGUGGAUGUGUCCAGCCACCUGCAGCGUCUGUAUGUGCACAAUGACGGCACCAAGCUGGUCAUGCUGAACAACCUCAAGAAAAUGGUGCAUCUUAUAGAGCUUGAGCUGGUUCAUUGUGACCUUGAACGCAUUCCGCAUGCUAUCUUCAGUCUGACCCACCUGCAGGAGCUGGACCUUAAGGAGAACAGCUUGCGCUCUGUUGAGGAGAUCAUCAGUUUCCAGCACCUCCGGAAACUCACGUGCCUAAAGCUGUGGCACAAUGCAAUCACUCACAUCCCUGAGCAUAUCAAGAAGCUGAGCAGUUUGGAGCGCCUCUAUUUUAGCCACAACAAGAUUGAGAUUUUGCCCUCGCACCUGUUUCUGUGCAACAAGCUACGCCAUCUUGACCUUUCCCACAAUGACAUCAGCUUCAUUCCUCCAGAAGUAGGUGUUCUGCAGAGCCUUCAGUACUUCUCCCUCUCUAGCAACAAAAUCGAGAACCUCCCAGAUGAACUGUUCUUCUGCAAGAAGCUGAAGACCCUCAAGCUCGGGAGGAACAUGCUUUCUGUGCUCUCACCAAAGAUUUCCUACCUGGCUUCACUGACUUAUUUGGAGUUAAAGGGCAAUCAUUUUGAAGUUUUGCCAGCUGAGCUUGGCUGCUGUCAAGCCUUGAAGCGCAGUGGCCUUGUGGUAGAAGACACCCUCUUUGACACUCUGCCUUCAGAAGUCAGGGAUAAUAUGAAAGCAGAGUGAUGUUUCUUAGCCUUGGUAAAAUUCCUCAAAUGUUAAAAGGCAGCAUUACGAAUUCUUUUUAACUGAACUUGUAUCCCACUCCCACACAUAUUUUGACUUUACGGGUGAGUAGAUGCUUUUAAAUGCUUAGAUAUUUGAAAGCAAAUGUUAUCUUAUUAACAAAAGCAAGUCUCUUUGGAGUAGAAUUUAGUGUUGUAUUGUACCUCAAAGUUGAUGUAGUUGUUUCAAUGUUUUAAGACAAUGUUACAUUAGAUCAUUCAUUUAUAUAAGCACCUUAUUAUGUGUAAUUCUCUACCAUAUCAAAGAAUAGAGAUAAGCCUCAGUGUUAAUGUGUAUUCGAAGACAGUCAUUGCAUUGCAUGUGUUAUAUUACUAAUAAUGUUGAGGAUAUCAUUAUCUAUGUCAAGGUUUUACAAAACAAGUACUGAACCAUGCUAGGCUGCCAAAGUGCAGUAUUUUACCUUUGUAAAGACCAAAUGACCUUUGCAGCCUCUUUAAGGUUGCUAACAGUGAUAGAUGGAGAAGGGCUUUUCAUGUGUAGUGGUUAUAUGCCAUACAAUUUUGGACAUUUAGGCCAGAUCUGUCACAACUCUUUUGUUUGAAGCCGAUCAUGUUAAAUGACUCAUUGUCCCAGUUUUUACACUAAACCAAGUUCAGUGAGUGAGUGGCUCCUGUAAUAGAAACAGACUGGAAUACCAGGCUACUACAGAGGUUCUACCAUGCACAGUUUAUCUGUGGCAUUUAUGAUAUUUCUCCUUUUGUUACAGCAAAACUAUGAUUUUUUUUUUUUGCUUUUUCACAUAAACAUCAGUCAGACCAAACAUAAAUUUCACCGUGCAGAAAAGUUAAUUCGCUGAAGGGGAAAGGACGUGAAAAUCAUUGUUUCUGGUAGCGGGGAACUUUUUCGCUGACUUUAUCCAUGAGAACAAUGAUUUGUAAAUUCACAAGCCUUGGUCUUGUGAGCCAAUAGUAACCUAGUGGGUGGUACCAUAGUCUCUCUGGUCAGCAAAUAAAAUGGAGGAGCUGUUUAGUUUUUA
Molecule: messenger RNA, 3873 nt
Organism: Pangasianodon hypophthalmus (striped catfish)
Lineage: Eukaryota; Metazoa; Chordata; Actinopteri; Siluriformes; Pangasiidae
Gene: lrrc8c
Product: leucine rich repeat containing 8 VRAC subunit C
Exons: 4
Coding region: 420-2837 (805 amino acids)
Molecular function (GO): protein binding
Source: RefSeq, a predicted model, not a curated record